AUGGGGAUGGUAAUGGCAAACCUUCUUUCAAAACCUUUCAUAAACAAUUUUUUUCAGGAUUUGGAACCUGUUCAGUGGUCAAAUUUCAUUUGGUUCAAACACCAUGUUACCCGCUUCUCUAUCUUCACUUGGAUGGCUUUCAGGAAUGGGAUAAAAACUGCGGAUGUUCUGAUUUCCAGGGGUAUUUCGGUGGCCCCUGAAUGCAUUUUCUGCAAAGAUGAAAGGGAAACUCUUAACCAUCUUUUGUUUGGCUGCAAUUUUACUUAUCAUAUUCUUAUACACACUCCUCCUCGCAUGAAAUGCAUGCUGCUUAGACCGAAUCUUUGGCAAGUUUUUAAUUCCAUUGAUGAGGGGGAUAUGGAUUCAAAUACGAAAAGUUUUUGCUAUCUCCUGCUUUCUGCGAUUGUCUAUUUCAUCUGGAAGGCUAGAAAUGACAGGAGUUUUGGGAAUAUUUUGGAAUGCCAGACCACUGUUAUUAGCAUGAUUAAAAGAGCUGUUCGUUAUAAGACUUUCAAAAGGAAAUGCUUCCAACAUUUACAACAUUGGCUGGAAUGA
Messenger RNA from Dendrobium catenatum, 555 nucleotides. RefSeq lists its product as uncharacterized. NCBI's taxonomy places the organism in Eukaryota, Viridiplantae, Streptophyta, Magnoliopsida, Asparagales, Orchidaceae. The coding region runs from base 1 to 555 and encodes 184 amino acids. The transcript has a single exon. The record is from RefSeq and is a predicted model, not a curated record.